AUGAUUCCAGUAAAGGCCAAAAGCAAUCACCAUCUUUCCACAGACAAACUAGCCGAAAUAUGGAGGGAAGUCCAUUAUCUCAUAAUAGAUGAAAUUUCCAUGGUUUCAAAGUCCUUCCUAGCAAGAAUAUCCUCUCACAUAACCACUGCAUGCAUGGCAACUGACCCAAAUGCGCCCAUUGACUUACCAUUGGGCAGGCUGAAUAUAGGCCAUCAAAUAUACAAGCAUUUCUCUAUGGUCAUGAUUCUCAAGGAACAAUGCCAGAUAGAAGAUCCUAUAUGGAUGUGCUUCCUGUGGAGAGCUUGA
Molecule: messenger RNA, 306 nt
Organism: Dacryopinax primogenitus
Lineage: Eukaryota; Fungi; Basidiomycota; Dacrymycetes; Dacrymycetales; Dacrymycetaceae
Exons: 2
Coding region: 1-306 (101 amino acids)
Source: RefSeq, a predicted model, not a curated record